ACAUUCUUUGGAUGCGUUUGUAUUGCAUGUCUUACUUCUGGAUCGAUUACAUUCGAUUUUUAUUUUUACAUUCACAUUUUAUUUUAUUCAACAAAACGUGGAGGUGUAUCGUUAUUUAUUGUCGUGUAUAGUUUACUGUUACAUGAAAAUAUUCUGUGAUUCAAAUAUGUUCUUUGACGGAAUAGUUUUUAUAAUCAAUAUCAGAUUACCAUUACUAACUGGACCUUUAAAAUCAAGUUGGGAUAUUCAAUUACUGUUUCCGUAGACAUUCAGAUGAUUUAUAUUCAAUAUAAAAUCUAGUGUAUAUUGGAUACUGUUUAAUCAGACGUUUUUAUGCGGAUUUCAUAUUUACAUUUCAUUUGAACCAUUAUCAUGCCCGUUCUUGUCGGAACACCCAGUUUGGUCCUUAUUUCACGUGUUCAGGUUUAUCAGACCUGUUCUGUUGAUCUGGCAUGGCAACGUGCAGUUCAUGCUUGUCAGCGUUGUCCUAAAGCCACGUUAACCACAAAUGCUGUCACACCUUUAAUAAGUCCGUCUGGUGGCGAGCGUGCAACCUCUAGGUUUUGUCCUGCAGGUGUGCACAUGAGUCAUUGUGUUCCAGCAUCAGAGAUAUUUGGUGCUACUAGUAAGUCUAUUCCUACUGGCGCUCAUUCUGUUCUGGCCAAUAAUGAUACUCACGGAGCAGUAUCUCCUGCUCAUUUGUCUUGGGGACCACCAGAUUUACCACUUCCUGCAGCUAGCCCUAAUCACCCUGUACAUGCCGCUCAUAUCGCUAGAUCUUCAUAUCCUCCUGCUUCAUCUCCAACUUCUUCAACCUCAUCUACUCCAGUCAAGACAACCACAUCUACAACUGUUCAUCAUUUUCACCCUGUACAACGUUCAAAACCACUAGAUUCUAAAUUCGGACUGGUUGAAAAGAUUAGUAGUACGGCAUCUGCAACUAUUACUCCGACUUCAACCUCUUCUCCGUCUUUAGCUACUACUGAUAUAACACCAUCAGUCCCACCAGAUGGGAAUAUUGUCGAAAAUCGACUACCGUCAAUUGAGAUUAGUGAAAAAGACAUUGAUUUAGCAAAAUCUGAUAACAAUGAAUCCGAUAAGCCUCAUUUUAAUUUGUCUAUUCAAGAGACAUUAACAGAUAAAUCUCAUGAUGAUAUAACUGUUUGUGAGAAUAAUUUAUCAUCAUCGCAUACGGAUUCCUUACGAACUGAAUAUAAUAGUGAAAGCUCUGUUGAACAACCACAUACCGCAAAUGAUAUAACGCAUGAAAACAAAUCCAAACAAGAGAAUGGAGUAAUAACUAUUUGUCCAAAAGUUACACCAAACUCUGAAAAUCAACUAAGUGUAGAUAAUGGAACAAAACAUUCAUCCCAGACUAAUAAUACCACUGCUACGAAUAAACUUUUAAAUCAUGAUCCAGACACUGAUGAUAUAAGCAAAAUUAGAACAAAUAAAACAACUCCAUUACGAAUAAAUGAUGGGAUUGGAUCAAAACAACACACUCCUGCCGUUGCUUCAACACCAUCAGCAUAUAAUAUUCCUGCUGAAAGUAACAAGCCAGAUGUUGAUGUAGUCGCACAUCAACAAUCUCAUGAUAAUUAUCAUGAAGUUAAUAAACACUAUCGUAUUCAUUCCUCACAAUCGAAAAGUCUUUUUAAUUCUGACGGUGUUCACGAAGAUGUCACAUCUUUAAUAAGUAAGGCAAAUGUACCUAAUCAUACAGAUUAUACUUAUCCAUCGUCUAUGGAUUCUACUUCAUGUGUGCAAAACAAAGGAUUUGCUAUUCCUUCUUCUCCAACUCGAAUACAUAAAGCAUUGCCAGCAUUUCAUUUCCCACUUGGGACUACUCGAAUGUCUAAUGAGGAAAUUAACACAGAAUUAGAACGUGUUAAACAAGAACUUAACCAAUUUAUUGAUUCAUCACUAAAUUCUGGGAAAUAUUCUGAUCCGUUAAUUUCUCAUUCAUGUUUUGGACAAGUUGCAAAGGUACUUAAUUGUCCACUUUAUUGGAAACAUGCAAUUUAUAUGAAUGCUGGUGGUACAUCAGAUCGACAACCAGUCACCUUGUCAAACUUAUUGAAAUCAUGGUCUCAUACACUGAAUACUUGUCCAGAUGAAGCUUCGAAAUUUGUUCAUCUACUUACACGUGGACGAGCUACCUUUUUAGUACAAUCUGAUUUUAAUACACUCAUACAAGACAUUUUAGAGAGUCAUCCUGGCUUAGCGUUUUUAGAAGCAGCGAAAGAUUUUCAUUCCCGUUAUGUGGCAACCGUUGUAGCACGUAUCUUCUUCAAUGUGAAUAUUUCAUGGUCUGGUCGUAUUUCUUUAGGUGAAUUAAGACGAAGUAAUUUUCUUCCUGUGUUAGCCAGUCUUGAAAAUGAAGAUGAUAUUAAUUUGGUGACACAGUAUUUUUCUUAUGAACAUUUCUAUGUUAUUUAUUGUAAAUUCUGGGAGCUAGACGAAGAUCAUGAUUUGAUCAUCAGUCGAAGUGAUUUAGCACGACACAAUAAUUAUGCUAUCUCAGAACGUAUGAUAGACCGAAUAUUUAGUGGAGCUGUAACAAGAGGAACAGCUUUUAAAGAAGGUGUUAUGACUUAUCCAGAUUUUGUUUGGUUUCUAUUGGCUGAAGAAGAUAAACAUCAUCCUCGGAGUAUUGAAUAUUGGUUUCGAUGUAUGGAUCUAGACGGUGAUGGUCUGUUGUCAAUGUAUGAAUUAGAAUAUUUCUACUCGGAACAAUUAGCUCGAAUGGAAGAAAUGGGGAUUGAACCUAUAUCAUUUGAAGAUUGUUUAUGUCAAUGUUUGGAUAUGGUGAAACCAGCACUUACAGAUAAAAUUCGACUAUCAGAUAUGAAACAAUGUCGUCUAUGUCAUAUAUUUUUUGAUACAUUCUUUAAUUUACCAAAAUAUUUACAACAUGAACAACGUGAUCCAUUUGCUAAUUUACGUGAUAUUGAAGAAGGACUCAAUGAACUAUCUGACUGGGAUCGUUAUGCAGCUGAAACCUAUGAAAUGUUAGUCAAUGUUGAAGGUGGUGGUAAUCCAGAUGAUGGAGUUGAUGAUGAUGAAGACGAUGACGAGGAGGAGGAUGAAGAAGAGGAACAAGGUGGAGCUGUAGGUGAUGAAGGAACUGGGAGUAAUCAACAACAGAAAAACAACGAUAGUAACAAUGUAACUUCUCCCACUUCAACUGUUAUUUCAUUAGUAAAUAAAAAUGAUAAAAUCAAUCGAAAAGAUAAUGUUGGAUCAUGUGGAUUGGCUAAUAAACUUGAGUCUAUCGGUAAUAGUGAAUUGAUCAAAUUGGAAUCAACUGUUGGAGCUGGGGAGUGAGUGAGUCGUCUACACUUAUGAGUUAAAGUUGGGGAAUUGGAAUUGAUAAAAAACAAACCAGCAUUUCUAUGGGAAGUUGGGAUAUAUCACCACAUCAAUUGAAUUUCUACCCGAUCUUAUCAGUCAGCAAAUAAAUUUUUAAUAACCGAGUGACCAGUAAAUAUUUGUGUACAAUUGAGGGGGGGGGAUGUUCCAUUUAAGUUUUUCUCAUUUUGUACAAAAAAGCAUAUACAUUCACUUUUUCCAUCGUUUAAUAUGUUCUCGACAUUCAGCUCUUAAUUGUUUUUUUUAUUGACCAUCAUUUUCGGUUGGCUUCAUAGCAUGCUCAAUUUCUUUAAGAUAUUUUAGUCUCUACAAUCCUAUAUAUCUUAUUGUAGUUUUUUUCUAUGUGUCUGUGAUAACACUUUCAUUUUGAAGGAGAAUUUAAUCUCUUCAACGUUGAUUUAAGAUUGCCAACAAAUUCUUUCACUUCUGUUAAUUUAAAACUUUUUACAUUCGAUGUUAGUGAUCAGAUUGUCGUCUUCGAUUCUCUAUCGUUUUCUGUUCCCUAAGAUUUUGAAUAUGUGUAUACUUUUAAUCUUGGUGAUUGUAUGUAUUAACGAUUGAGAAAUUCAAACUAGGAGUGACGAGAAUGUUGUAUCACGUUUAUAUGUGACACUGAUUCUAUAACAACAACAGCGACUGGAAAUUAACAGAGUUUAUCAUGUUCAUUGUUGUUUUGUAUUUAAAACAUAUGUAUUCACCAUAAUCAUCUACCUGCAGAUUUCAUGAUAUCAUUAACAUCGUGAAUAGUGUUACUACCUAAGAUGGACAAUUGUGGAUAAAAAUGACAAUCGUAUUCGGUUCCGCGUGUACAAUAUACAAAUAAACGCACAUAUACCAAUAUGUUGUAGUAUAAGGAUACUAAACAUUCAACUUCUCUUUACAUUACUUUCUUCAACUGUGUUCACAAUACUUACAAUUUCGUCAUCGUUAUUGUCUGAAUAAUUUUGAUCUCUCUAUUCGAAUUAACUAAUUGCUAUUCGUAAAAAACUGAAGUUUAGCCAAAAAUCAGAAUCGUUUGAAACAUAAAUGUUUGUGCCUUGAAUAGACAUUGUCUUCCUGAUUUUCUUUUCUCUCCAAAAGUGAAUUCAAGUAUUCCUUUACUUUCUUGGCUCGUUAUUUGUCUACUCAUCGCAAAGCAGACACGUACAUCGUAAAUAAAUCUGAGAAGUUACCUUUUUUGUAUUUUGAAGUGUAUAAACUGUUAUUAUUCGUAUUUACUAUUAUUAUCAUAAGCCCAUGACCCAAUUUUCCUAUCAGACUUCUUCACAAAAUUAUUAAAUUAAUUUUUCAGUGCUUUCAUCUUUGAGAAAGUAAAUAUACUGAAACGUUUGUUUACUUAUUUGUUUGUUUUUCCGCACUGGUUGGUUACACACUUAUUAUUCAUACGGAUUGUUAUAAAUAAUACAGUAGCGAUG
Messenger RNA from Schistosoma guineensis, 4787 nucleotides. NCBI's taxonomy places the organism in Eukaryota, Metazoa, Platyhelminthes, Trematoda, Strigeidida, Schistosomatidae. The record is from the annotation of a GenBank genome assembly.